UAAUAGUGUUCUUUAAUGUUCAGGAAGAGGUUGGAGAAGGUGGGAAUCUGUACACUUCAGCCACCAUGUCUGGGAUUGGCAAUAAACGGACAGCUGGAGAGCCUGGCCCUUCUGCACCUCCAGAGAAGAAGGCAGGGGUUGAAGAUUCGGGCACCACUGUGGAGACCAUUAAACUUGGUGGUGUUUCUUCAACGGAGGAGCUGGACAUCCGGGCCCUGCAGACCAAGAACCGGAAGCUGGCGGAGAUGCUCGACCAGCGCCAGGCCAUCGAAGAUGAGCUGCGGGAACACAUUGAGAAGCUGGAGCGUCGGCAGGCCACUGACGAUGCCUCUCUCCUGAUCAUCAACCGCUACUGGAAUCAGUUUGAUGAAAAUAUCCACAUCAUCCUUAAACGCUUUGACCUGGACCAAGGUCUUGGAGACCUUUUGUCUGAAAGAAAAGCACUGGUGGUGCCAGAACCUGAACCAGACUCUGACAGUAAUCAGGAGCGCAAAGAUGAGAGGGAACGAGGUGAGGCACCUGUCUGGGGACAGUGGGAAAG
Molecule: messenger RNA, 541 nt
Organism: Pyrgilauda ruficollis (rufous-necked snowfinch)
Lineage: Eukaryota; Metazoa; Chordata; Aves; Passeriformes; Passeridae
Product: E3 ubiquitin-protein ligase BRE1A-like
Exons: 3
Cellular component (GO): HULC complex; nucleus
Molecular function (GO): ubiquitin protein ligase activity
Source: RefSeq, a predicted model, not a curated record